Molecule: messenger RNA, 1873 nt
Organism: Scophthalmus maximus (turbot)
Lineage: Eukaryota; Metazoa; Chordata; Actinopteri; Pleuronectiformes; Scophthalmidae
Gene: spaw
Product: southpaw
Exons: 3
Coding region: 332-1570 (412 amino acids)
Biological process (GO): SMAD protein signal transduction; BMP signaling pathway
Cellular component (GO): extracellular region
Molecular function (GO): type I activin receptor binding; cytokine activity; growth factor activity
Source: RefSeq, a predicted model, not a curated record
AAUUGUUAAUGGGUUUUUGCAUUUGAAAAGGAUUAAGCUCCUGAGUGAAUAUAAAAGGCCAGGCAGUUUGACAGGACAAUGACCUUGGCUAAAUGUUUUCUUCUCUCUGCCCCUCUGAUGUGCUCCGAUGAUCAGAGGGGCUGUUGAGAUGCCUGGAGUGGUCAGGGGUCAUCAAAGGGCAGCUGUCCACUAUAAAAGGGCCUGUCUGGAGCUCCGUCUGCAGGCAGCAUCAUUUCAGCCUGGGACCAGCUGGAGGAAGGAAGGACAUCUUUUGCCUCUCUCUCUCUCUCUCUCUCCCUCACUCAGUAUUGUUUAGUGAGUUUCAGUUAAUAUGGAAGCUAGACUGUUGCCGGUUUUCUGCAUACUCCUCCUUGUCUCUUUUGGAAAUGCUUUCUCCACUCGGGGGCACAGAUAUCACACAGGCCUGGAGAGAAGUUUAUCGUUCCGAAACCUCUCGGUUAAUCAUCGCAGCAGAUACCCUCUGUACAUGAUGCAGCUCUACCGCUCCUUCAGGACUGUCGAUUCCUCACCGUCAGUAUCUGUCAACACUGUCAAUACGCAAGGUGACAACCCGUCAGCGUACAGUUCUGACUCUGUCCUAAGUCUGAUGGCCAAAGGUUGCCAUCAAGUGGGGGACAGAUGGACAGUCACAUUUGACAUGUCAACCAUCUCUACUGGUGAACUCGUCCAGCUGGCAGAACUUCGGAUCGGACUGCCAGCUUUCUCUGCCUCUAAGCGCGCCACUGUGGAUUUAUAUCACUCCAGGCAGAGCUGUGACCUGGGCAGCACAUCGUGCCAGGAUGAGCACCUUUUCCUGGGGAGCUUCGGUUCAUCACCCAGCAGCACAAAGUCUUCCUGGAAGGUCUUUAAUGUGACUGCUCUGUUGAAAUACCGGCUGUUCCAAGAAGAUAGAGCAUCUAGCCAGGAGGCCUCAGGAGAGAGUGAGACGGACCACGGGAGUGGUGCUGUGGAGGAAAAGGUGUUAACUGACAAGUCCCUCUUUAAGAAUUUAGGCUUGAGCCAAAGAAAAAUACACCAUCCUAUAACGACCCGGGUCAUGAUGGUCAUCUUCUCCAAACACAACCGGCCUCAGGAAGGCCAUGCAGCAUACAGUCUCAUUCAUACUGUGGAGAACUCCAAGCAUGUGACUAUGGACAGAGUUAGCAGUGACAGUCAAAGUCGACGCCACAAAAGGAACCGCAUGGAGAGGAUGAGAGUGGACGGUGGAGCUGCACCCACAGCGGAGCCAGCCCAGAGGCCGCUGUGUCGGAAAGUAGACAUGUGGGUGGACUUUGACCACAUUGGCUGGGACGAGUGGAUUGUGCAUCCUAAGCGGUAUAACGCAUAUCGCUGUGAGGGAGAGUGUCCUGCACCACUGGAUGAGUCCUUCCAGCCCACCAACCAUGCAUACAUGCAGAGCCUCUUGCGACAUCACCACCCAGAGAGAGUGACUUGCCCCUCCUGCGUGCCAACGCGCCUCAGCCCGCUCUCCAUGCUGUACUACGAGAAUGACGAUUUGGCCCUGCGGCAUCACGAGGACAUGAUUGUUGAAGAGUGUGGCUGUCACUGACGGCCCACCCAUCGCUGGCUUCACUGCAGUCUCAAGAGCAACUUCUGACAGAGCGUAAUCUGAUUCAACUGUUCUUUGUCUUUUAUACUGUAUUCAUGUUAUAAUUAAUGUUCACAUAUGCAAGGGAGAGUUCCUAGUCAUAUUGACGUAUGUCGUAAUGAAGUAUAUUUCAUCCAUACUGGGUGGUACACAAAAGUACUUUGUAUCUUUACUGCGGGGUGAGCUCCAUUAUAGAGUGUUAUAUGUUGUAUCUAUUUAUACAUUAUCAUGUAUAUUUUGUAAAUAAAAUAUGUGAAAUAUAUU